AUGUCGACUGGGUUUCCGGACCAUGCGCAUCCAGAUCCUGUCGUCCUCGCCCAGUCUCGCCACUUGUCUCACAACAUAGCGAAGUCUUCUUCGCAGUCUAAUUUUCAGAUGAGCGAGAUCGCACACCCCAGAUCGUCGCCUGGGCCUAUUGUAGGCGAGACGAAAGGCACGGUAUCCUCAAAUCCCUCUGCGGGAGAGGAGCGCACAAGCGGGGCCAACAAACCAGUCCAGAAGCGGAGCGUGGAUUAUGUGUUACGGAGCGGGUUAGCAGGAGGGUUAGCGGGGUGUGCGGCCAAAACCGUGGUGGCACCGCUCGACCGCGUUAAAAUCCUCUUUCAAGCGUCGAAUCCGCAAUUUGCCAAAUACACUGGCAGCUGGAAUGGGCUCGCGUCUGCCAUUCGUGACAUCAACCGCCAUGAAGGCGCCUCGGGUCUGUUCAAGGGCCACUCGGCCACCCUCCUCCGUAUCUUCCCCUACGCCGCCAUCAAGUUCCUUGCCUACGAGCAGAUCCGCGCUGUGGUGAUUCCAUCCCUCGACAAGGAAACACCGGUCCGCCGCCUGAUCUCGGGGAGUCUGGCGGGCAUUACGUCGGUGUUCUUUACGUACCCGCUGGAACUGCUUCGGGUGCGGCUAGCCUUUGAAACGAAACGGUCAUCGCGCUCGUCCUUGAGGGAUAUCUGCCGCCAGAUCUACCACGAGCAUGUGGUGCCUCCAUCCUCGACUGCAUCUUCCCCCGCUGCUACCACCACCACAACCACAGCCACAGCCGGCGCCCAGUCCUCAGGCUCCGUCGCCACCGCCGUCAACCAGGUCGUACCACGCUCCGGCAUUGCCAACUUCUACCGCGGCUUCGGCCCCACACUCCUCGGCAUGCUCCCAUACGCCGGUGUGUCCUUCCUCACCCAUGACACGGUGGGCGACUGGCUCCGCCGCCCCGCCGUAGCACAAUACACCACGAUCCCCGGAUCCGAAGCCAAGCCGGGCAAAAAGGGCUCGCGACGGCCACAGCUUACCGCCGCGGCGGAGUUAUUCUCCGGCGCGAUGGCCGGCCUCAUCUCGCAGACCUCGUCCUAUCCGCUGGAAAUCAUCCGGCGGCGGAUGCAGGUCAGCGGUGCGGUGGGUAGUGGCAGCCGCCUCGGGAUUAUACAGACAGGCCGCAAGAUUUGGCUUGAGAAGGGCUUCCGCGGGUUCUGGGUUGGGUUGACUAUCGGGUAUAUCAAGGUCGUGCCUAUGGCUGCGGCCAGUUUCUUUGUUUAUGAGCGAUUGAAGUGGUCCUUGGGGAUUUAG
Messenger RNA from Penicillium alfredii, 1287 nucleotides. Its product is annotated as coenzyme A transporter. The transcript has 2 exons. Gene Ontology annotation, cellular component: mitochondrial inner membrane. Gene Ontology annotation, biological process: transmembrane transport. Lineage: Eukaryota; Fungi; Ascomycota; Eurotiomycetes; Eurotiales; Aspergillaceae. The coding region runs from base 1 to 1287 and encodes 428 amino acids. The record is from RefSeq and is a predicted model, not a curated record.